UCACUUUCUUCAACCAAAUUUCAAUACUCAAAAACUUUUGAAAGCUUCAAACCUCCAACUUCCAAACCCUAAAUCUCCGCAAUUCACUCAUGAACAUACAGAUACAAUCUACAUAAACACUCGAUCUCCUCCCAUUCUAUUGGAUCUGUGGUUGUCGGCGCUUCUAUCCACUGGUUUGGUGGAAAUUCGUCGUUGAAUUGCAUAAUCGCGAAGUUUGGAGGUCGAUUUGAAUCCAUGGAGGCUAUCGAGGAACUGGCGCAGCUCUCGGAAUCGAUGCGGCAGGCGUCGGCGCUGCUCGCCGAUGAGGAUGUUGACGAGACGGCGUCUUCGUCUUCCUCAUCCAAGCGCUCGUCCACUUUCCUCAAUGUCGUUGCUCUUGGAAACACUGGUGCAGGUAAGUCAGCUGUACUGAAUAGUCUAAUUGGGCAUCCAGCAUUGCCAACUGGUGAAGGUGGUGCAACCCGUGCUCCAAUAUGUGUUGACUUAACAAGGGAUAGUUCAUUAAGCAGCAGAUCUAUUAUGCUUCAGAUUGACAGUAAAUCUCAAGCAGUUUCUGCAAGUGCGCUUAAACAUUCAUUACAAGACAGGUUGAGUAAAGCAUCUGGCAAGAGCCGUGAUGAAAUAUAUUUGAAGCUCCGAACAAGUACAGCUCCUCCAUUGAAAUUGAUUGAUUUGCCUGGAACAGAUACGGGAAAUGUUGAUGAUUCUUUGAGUCUGUAUGCUGAACGCAGUGAUGCAAUUUUGCUGGUUGUAAUACCUGCUGCCCAGGCUCCUGAAGUUGCAUCAGCUAAAGCUGUUCGAAUUGCAAAGGAACUAGAUGGAGAAUGUACUAGAACCGUUGGAGUGAUUAGCAAAGUAGAUCAAGCAUCAUCAAACCCAAAAGUUCUUGCUGCAGUGCAGGCUCUUUUGCUAAAUCAAGGGCCUAGAAGUACCUCUGACAUCCCGUGGGUUGCUUUAAUUGGUCAGUCGGUUGCUAUAGCAUCUGCUCAAUCAAGGAGUGUUGGAGCUGAUAAUUCUUUAGAAAAUGCAUGGCAAGCUGAAAGUGAAAGUUUGAAAUCUAUACUGACUGGAGCCCCUCAAAGCAAGCUUGGGAGGUUAGCAUUGGUGGAGACCAUUGCUCAACAGAUCCGAAGUCGCAUGAAACUAAGGCUGCCAAAUCUUCUUUCAGGGCUCCAGGGCAAGUCCCAAGUAGUGCAGGAUGAACUUUUCAGGCUUGGUGAACAGAUGGUUCAUAGUUCUGAGGGUACAAGAGCAUUGGCACUGGAGCUUUGCCGUGAAUUUGAGGACAAGUUCCUCCAGCAUAUCACAACCGGAGAGGGUUCUGGCUGGAAAGUGGUUUCUAGUUUUGAAGGCAAUUUUCCCAACAGGAUCAAGCAACUGCCUCUGGAUCGACAUUUUGACAUUAAUAAUGUUAAAAGAAUUGUGCUUGAAGCUGAUGGUUAUCAACCAUAUCUUAUUUCUCCUGAGAAAGGGCUGAGGUCAUUAAUUAAAGGUGUUUUAGAGCUAGCGAAGGAAUCCUCACGCCUCUGUGUUGAUGAGGUGCACCGGGUGCUUGUUGAUAUUGUGUCAGCUUCUGCAAAUGCCACACCAGGCCUUGGGAGAUAUCCUCCUUUUAAGCGCGAGGUUAUAGCAAUUGCUACAAAUGCUUUGGAAGGAUUCAAGAAUGAAGCUAAAACCAUGGUAGUUGCACUUGUCGACAUGGAACGUGCAUAUGUUCCACCUCAACAUUUCAUACGUCUUGUGCAGAGGCGUAUGGAUAGGCAGCGACGUGAAGAGGAGUUGAAAGGCCGAUCUUCCAAAAAGGGUUCUGAGGCAGAGCAAUCAAUAUUGAAUAGGGCGACUAGCCCGCAAACUGGGGGCAGCUCAAAACCGAUGAAGGAUAGCAAAUCUGGUCUACAAGAUAAAGAUAAAGAUAAAGAUAAAGACAAAGACGCCCAAGAAGGAUCUGGGCUGAAGGUUGCAGGAGCAGAUGGAGAACUAACAGCAGGUUUUUUGUUGAAGAAGAGUGCGAAAACUAAUGGGUGGAGCCGCAGAUGGUUUGUCUUAAAUGGAAAAACAGGAAAACUUGGGUACACGAAGAAGCAGGAAGAGAGACAUUUUCGUGGUGUCAUUACAUUGGAGGAAUGUAAUUUAGAAGACGUUGCAGAAAAUGAGGAAACUCCUCCAGCGAAGAGUUCUAAAGAUAAAAAAGCAAACGGUCCAGAUUCGGGAAAAGUACCCAGUCUAGUAUUUAAGAUAACAAGUAGAGUUCCAUAUAAGACUGUCCUAAAAGCCAAUAGUGCCGUUGUUUUGAAGGCUGAAAGUGCUACUGACAAGGCCGAAUGGUUAAAUAAACUUAGAGAUAUUAUCAGUUCAAAAGGAGGUCAAGUGAAGGGUGAAUCUGGCCCUCCAUUGCGCCAAAGUCUUUCUGAUGGUUCUCUUGAAACAAUGACCAGAAGACCUGCCGAUCCAGAAGAAGAACUUCGGUGGAUGUCUCAGGAAGUGCGUGGUUAUGUUGAAGCUGUUCUUAACAGUCUUGCAGCCAAUGUCCCAAAGGCAGUUGUACUUUGCCAAGUUGAAAAGUCAAAAGAAGAUAUGCUAUUUAAGCUAUACAGUUCUAUAAGUGCUCAAAGCAUGGCAAGAAUAGAAGAGCUGCUCCAAGAGGACCAGAAUGUCAAGCGGAGGAGAGAGCGUAUCCAGAAACAGUCCUCUAUUCUUUCUAAGCUCACUAGACAACUCAGUAUCCAUGAUAACCGGGCAGCCGCUGCAUCCAGCUAUUCAAAUGGUGUUGGAGCAGUAGAAAGUCCAACCACUGCUGGUCCAUCAUCCGGGGAUGACUGGAGAUCUGCAUUUGAUGCUGCCGCCAACGGUCCAAACCUAUCCUACGGGGAUUCUAGAUCAAAUGGUCACAGCCGCCGAAACAGUGAUCCUUCUCAAAAUGGUGAUAUCAACCCUGGUGGGCGACGCACGCCCACCCGUGUUCCACCAGCUCCUCCAUCGUCUGGCUCUGGUUAUAGAUUCUAAGUUAGAUGGAAAUUUUGACAGUCGAUUCUUGCAAUUCUUGUCGGGUGUUUGAUCAGUUUCUCGAGCUCUCAUCGAGCUCUAAAUCUUGUUAUAGUUGCCCUUGCCCUUGCCCUUUUUGAGGAUUGAUCAAUAUAGACAUUUGUGUAUAUAGAUAUCUGGUUUAUGUUGUGGCUUCUGUCAGUUGUGUUUUGCAGCUGCUGAAGUUCACUUGUAUUGGUAGAACUCCUAUGGAAAAAAUUAUUAUCGUGAAUGCUAUAUAUAUGUAUUCUCCAAAUGUUUUGGGAAGAAUUAUUUUUUUGAA
This is a messenger RNA of Salvia hispanica, 3304 nucleotides long. RefSeq names its product dynamin-2B-like. Gene Ontology annotation, cellular component: microtubule; membrane; cytoplasm. Lineage: Eukaryota; Viridiplantae; Streptophyta; Magnoliopsida; Lamiales; Lamiaceae. Gene Ontology annotation, molecular function: GTPase activity; microtubule binding; GTP binding. The record is from RefSeq and is a predicted model, not a curated record.